CCACACAAAGGCCCGGCCAGUCGUGCAGCUGCCCUCAGUUGGAAACACUGUGAGCCAUGGCGGCCAUGUUGCUGACGGUUUUAUCCCUAGCCCUGCUGGCUGCGGCCAACCUUAUCCACGGCGCGGCUUUCAUAUCCAUGCCGAAAGAGAUGACGAUUCGGUACGGCACGAAGGACCACCAGAGAACCGUGGUACGGAGGUACUGCGAGUGGAACGGACAGAAGGUCCUGCUCGGCAGUACCUGGACCACGGCCUGCUGCAUGCACUGUACCUGCACUGGCUAUGGCUUGGAAUGUUACACACACGGGGUGUACAUGACGCCGCCUGGAUGUCUUGUUCUCGUGAACGAAGUCUGCGAGGUGGAGAUAGUGGACAGCUCCGACCCCAACCGGCCUUGUCAGUCACUCACCGUAGGUCCGCCAGGUGGCGUCGUGACACCGGGGAUUCAGCUGGAGGCGAAGUAGCUCAUCAGUACUCUCCAAGCAGAGGUUAGGCCGCGAGACAUAAAGAAAACGGUGCAAAAUAGAAAGCCCGAUAAAACGCCUAAAACGGCAAAAAGAAAACAAACAGUCGGAGCCUAACCUCUGCUUGGAGAAUAGCUCAUCAGAGGUUGUAUCGCGGGAUUAUUUUUACUGAGGGGAGCGCGACCCAACCUCUGCUUUGAGAAUGCAUCAGCUUACAUGAAGUCACAUGAAAGAAGCCCAAACGGUCAAUGUAUGUAUACGCGUUGUGUCAAACAGGCAUCGCACAGUAUAUAUAUAUAUAUAUAUAUAUAUAUGGUUAUAA
This is a messenger RNA of Branchiostoma floridae (Florida lancelet), 786 nucleotides long. RefSeq names its product prostate-associated microseminoprotein-like. Bases 57 to 464 code for a protein of 135 amino acids. The record is from RefSeq and is a predicted model, not a curated record. The transcript has 3 exons. NCBI's taxonomy places the organism in Eukaryota, Metazoa, Chordata, Leptocardii, Amphioxiformes, Branchiostomatidae.